Molecule: messenger RNA, 1364 nt
Organism: Triticum aestivum (bread wheat)
Lineage: Eukaryota; Viridiplantae; Streptophyta; Magnoliopsida; Poales; Poaceae
Exons: 3
Coding region: 1-1131 (376 amino acids)
Source: RefSeq, a predicted model, not a curated record
AUGGCAGAGAUCAGGGAGGAGACCGCGAGGGCCGGGGAGGGUGAGAGGCUGAAGAUGCUGCACGAGGAGGCGGCUCACCCGAGGAGCAACUCCGGCAUGGACCCGGGGGACCCGAGGAGGAAGGCAAUCGAAGCGGAGGAGAUGAGAGACAGGACGGCGGUGGAAGCAGGCGAGGAGGACUACGAGGCCGACAUGGCUGCCAAGUUCCGCCAUCGCUGGGAGGAGCGAUGGUCCGGCUAUUUCGGCUCCUUUGAGGACACCACACUUAUUCCACCGAUGCGCUUCACGGAUGAACCACCUGGGCCACGAGACUUCGCGUGCUCCUACAUGCAUACUCUCAACGUCUUCUCGGUCAAACUUGCUGGACUACAUAGGGAUUUGGCAUGGCCACUCCAUGUGUUCAGCAUCGUCGCCGCACGCGACACUCUGGAUCACAAUCGCAAUAUCAUCUUGCAUCGCACCAGGGAUAACCGCCAAAUCAUCCAUCAGGAGGAUCCCUACCUAGAAUUGACAGGUCCUAUCCGUGGUAUCGUGGUGAUUGAUCCUGUGAAAUUUGAGGUUGUGCUGAAAGUGAAGGGCUCCACUGAAUCCGAGGACAAAGAUUUAAGCUUUCUGGUUGUGCGGUACUUUAGUAACGGCGGUGAAAGUCGGUCACUUGUGAUCAACAAAAUCAGGACUAACAAGCUUAGCACACUAGAGUUGACAUUCGGCCACAUUGUUCGCUCUGUGGAGGCCGCGAUUAGUGUGAGAGUGAUUGGCGGUUCAUGGCCAGAUGGGUUUCGAGGUGUAUUUACAGCUACCACUGGCAGCAUAAAUCACAUGAAGUUCUCGUUGCUUUCUUCUAGAAACUGUAAGUUUCCUGUCAAGUCUGAUGGAAUGAUCUUGCUAUCACGAUGUGUUGUUUGUGUUGAACUCGAUGGAGAACUCAUGGUUUCCAUCAUGGCACAACAUGAAGACGAGGAGAAAGUUGUUGAUCAGAGUGAUGAUAACGUUUUUACACCUAAGAAAGCUGGUAGAAGCCAUAAUAUCCUCAAGAUUGGGUCGUGCAAGAUGGAAGUCACUGUGGCCUGCUCUGUUUUCUCGGAUCGUAUACUUGUUCGUGACGAAUGGGUUGGUGCUCGGCAUCUGUGAUCAUAUUUUUCUCGAUCGUUGAUUAGUUCUUGGUAUUAUCGAGUGUGUAUUUGUGUUUACAAUGCCAUGUAAUUAAUUUCGGCUCGUUCGUUUGAAGUCUUGAGCUUGAACUUCCUUUUGUAGCUCCGCUCACAAGGACUUCUUUUGCGCUUUCUACUGACUAAUGAUCAUGAUAUUUUAGUUUUAAUGCCUGUAAGCACAAAUCUCUAUUAUUAAAGGGCAUUUUUUCGUCA